Molecule: messenger RNA, 1368 nt
Organism: Spea bombifrons (plains spadefoot toad)
Lineage: Eukaryota; Metazoa; Chordata; Amphibia; Anura; Pelobatidae
Product: torsin-1A-like
Exons: 5
Coding region: 20-1009 (329 amino acids)
Biological process (GO): nuclear membrane organization; protein localization to nucleus
Cellular component (GO): nuclear envelope; endoplasmic reticulum lumen; endoplasmic reticulum
Molecular function (GO): ATP hydrolysis activity; ATP binding; kinesin binding
Source: RefSeq, a predicted model, not a curated record
AUGAGUGCUGGUCUGGACCAUGAAACUCCUCGGUUCGGUUUUGUUUUUACUUCUCCCGGGCCUGGUGAGCCCAAUGGAGCCUGUUACCAUGACAAUCGGGACAGUGUCGGUCCUAACCGGACUGAUCUCUUAUUAUAAGCUGAACUGUUACUUCCGGGAAUGCUGCAACGAGGAACCGACUUUUAACGCUACAGCGCUGGAGCUGGAUUUUGACCGUAAAAUAUUUGGGCAGCACCUGGUGAAGAUGGUGGUGGUGAAAGGAGUGUCUGGGUUCAUGAGGAAUAAGAAUCCCAAGAAGCCGCUCGCGCUUUCCUUCCACGGCUGGACAGGAACCGGAAAAAACUACGUCAGUCAGAUCCUGGCCCGAAAUAUUUACCCCGAAGGGAUGAGCAGCAAGUUCGUGCAUCAGUUUGUAGCCACGCUUCAUUUCCCCCACGCUCAGCUCCUCGACACGUACAAGGACCAGCUGCAGACGUGGAUCCGGGAGAACGUGACGGCCUGCGAACGCUCCAUCUUUAUAUUUGACGAAGUGGAUAAAAUGCACCCCGAGCUGAUCGAUGCCAUUAAACCCUUCCUGGAUUAUUACGACCACAUACAGGGGGUGUCCUACCGCAAAGCCAUCUUCAUCUUCCUCAGUAACACGGGAGGUGAAAUCAUUUCGGAGCUGGCUCUGGAUGUCUGGAAGGCAGGAAAGAACAGAGAAGACAUCAGACUGUCCGAUGUGGAGCAUCGCCUGUCUCUGUCUGCCUUCAACAAUAAGGACAGUGGAUUUUGGCACAGCAGUCUCAUAGACAAGAACGUCAUUGACUUCUUUGUACCGUUCUUGCCUUUGGAGUUUCAGCACGUGAAGAUGUGCGUUCAGCAAGAGCUCCGGGAGCGCGGCUACGAGGUGGACGAGGAGAUCGUGGCCAACGUUGCAAAGGAGAUGACUUAUUACCCCAAGGAGGAACAAGCUUAUUCCGUAAAAGGCUGCAAAGUCGUCUCCACUAAACUGGAUUAUUAUCUAUGAUCGAUUAAAAAACUUUGCGGGGGGGGGGUCCGAUUAAUUUUAACUUUUUUAAAGAAAAAAACUAAAAUGAAGAUCAGCUGUGGUGUUUUGUUGCCAGUCUGUGGAGUUGUCCUCACCGAAGCCUUCUUUCCCAAGUGCGACACUUUAUGUUGGGACAAUAAGGACAUUGUCCGCCCGGCGAUGAAUUCUCGCACUACCGGUGGAUUUCCGAAGCAUUUCACGUGACUUUAAAUAACCCGCCAGAAUUUACACUUUAACCCCUUCACUGUUGGGAGGGUGACAAAUGAUAUGAAGGCCGUCACGAAAAUUUUGUAUCUGAAAAUUGGGACUUAUUUUGAUAAAUGAUGUAUUUAUAAUGA